AUGUUUCCAUUUGUCAAUCUUAAAGCCUCAGUGGCUGGGGAGCUGCGAGGCGAAAGGCAUUUUGAUACUGCUAUACACACAAAAAAUACAGACAUGGAGACUAAGAUGCAGGUGGAUGAGUCGGUGGUUGGCCACUCCGAAAUUGAUGAAUCCCUCUACAGUAGACAACUUUAUGUUUUAGGACAUGAGGCCAUGAAGCGCAUGGGUGCUUCAAACGUGCUCAUUGUAGGACUCAAGGGACUUGGGGUGGAAAUUGCAAAGAACAUUGCUUUGGCAGGUGUCAAAAGCCUUACCCUUUACGACCCUGCGCCCGCAGCAAUCGCCGACCUCUCAUCUCAAUUCUUCUUACAUCCUGAAGAUGUUGGGAAGCCAAGAGCGGAAGUGACCGCACCCCGCGUUGCUGAACUAAACGCAUAUACCCCGGUUUCCGUUCACAAGUCUUCAAGCUCCCGCAGCUUGACGGAUGACCUGACUCAAUUCGAUCGAUACCAAGUCGUGGUCCUAACCAAUACCUCUCUCAGAGAUCAAAUCAUCAUUGGUGAUUAUUUACAUAAGAAAGGAAUUUAUCUAGUAGUUGCGGAUACUUUUGGUCUGUUUGGAUCAAUAUUUUGCGACUUUGGGGAAAAGUUCACUGUUCUUGACCCCACAGGCGAAGCUCCGGUCAGCGGCAUUGUUGCUGGAAUCGAUGAGGAAGGUUUGGUUUCUGCCUUGGACGAAACAAGACAUGGCCUUGAAGAUGGGGAUUACGUUACUUUCACCGAAUUGGAAGGAUUAGAAGCUCUGAACAGCGCGGACCCUCGAAAAGUAACAGUAAAGGGGCCAUACACUUUCUCUAUUGGGGAUGUCACAGGGCUUGGUCAAUACCAGAGGGGUGGAAUGUAUCAUCAGGUCAAGAUGCCAAAAUUCAUCGACUUCAAGCCAUUGUCAGUUGCUUUGAAAGAUCCAGAACACCUUAUUUCCGAUUAUGCGAAAUUUGAUCGCCCUCAGCAACUCCAUGUCGGUUUCCAGGCUCUUCAUGGGUUCCAAGAAUCUCAAGGCCGUCUUCCCAGACCGAUGAAUAAAGAAGACUCUAUAGUCAUUAUUGAAUCUGCUAAAACUUUCAUCAAAAACCAAGAGUUGGACAUCGAAGUCGAUGAGAAAUUGAUUGCCGAGUUAAGUUACCAAGCUAAAGGUGACUUGAACCCAAUGGCAGCUUUCUUCGGUGGUCUUGCAGCUCAAGAGGUAUUGAAGGCUGUUUCCGGAAAAUUCCACCCCAUCUGCCAAUGGAUGUACUUCGAUUCUUUAGAGUCCCUCCCCGCCAACUUUCAACGAACCGAGGAAACAUGCAAACCACUCAAUACUCGAUAUGAUGGUCAGAUUGCUGUAUUUGGUAAAGAAUACCAAGAUAAGCUGGCCAAUAUCAACCAGUUUUUGGUGGGUGCCGGUGCCAUUGGUUGCGAGAUGUUAAAGAAUUGGGCUAUGAUUGGUUUGGCCACUGGUCCCAAGGGUAAAAUCUUCGUCACUGAUAUGGAUUCAAUCGAGAAGAGUAAUCUCAACCGUCAAUUCCUCUUCAGACCUAAGGAUGUCGGGAAAUUGAAGAGCGAUUGUGCUGCUGAGGCAGUUCAAGCAAUGAACCCUGAUCUCAAGGGUCAUAUUGUUACUAUGCGUGAUCGAGUUGGUCCCGAUACUGAGCACAUUUUCGAUGAGAAAUUUUGGCAUCAGCUUGAUGGUGUGACUAACGCUCUUGACAACGUUGAUGCUCGAACUUAUGUUGAUCGUCGUUGUGUCUUUUUCCGAAAGCCUUUACUGGAGAGUGGAACCCUAGGUACCAAGUGUAACACACAAGUUGUUCUCCCUCACUUGACCGAGUCAUAUUCCAGCUCUCAAGAUCCUCCUGAGCAAUCUUUCCCCAUGUGUACGCUCCGAAGUUUCCCCAACAAGAUUGAGCAUACCAUUGCCUGGUCCCGAGAGCUGUUUGAGUCAUACUUCGUUAAGCCUGCGGAAACAGUCAAUCUAUACCUCACCCAGCCAAAUUAUCUUGAAAGUACCCUGAAACAAGGUGGUCAAGAAAAGGCAACUCUAGAGACGAUUCUAGAUUUCUUAGUUGAGGAUAAGCCAUUGACUGUCGAGGAUUGUAUCAAAUGGGCUCGUCUGCAGUUCGAAAAGCAAUACAAUAAUAACAUUCAGCAACUACUGUACAACUUCCCAAAAGAUUCCACCACAUCAAGUGGUACACAAUUUUGGUCUGGACCAAAACGUGCUCCAGAUCCAUUGAAGUUUGAUCCAAAGAACCAAUAUCAUUGGGAUUUCAUUGUCGCUGGUGCUAGUCUCCACGCUUUCAACUAUGGCAUCAACACUAGCGAACUUGGCUCAAGCACAAUUCAAAAAGUCCUUGAUAACAUGAUCAUUCCCGAUUUCUCUCCAAGUUCUUCAGUUAAGAUUCAAGCUGAUGAUAGUGAGCCUGAUCCAAAUGCUGCAAACAACUCAUCCUUCGAUGACAGCGCAGAGCUUCAAAGUCUCACCAACAAGCUCCCAUCACCAAAAUCAAUGGCUGGAUUGAGACUAUCGCCAGUUGAGUUUGAAAAGGAUGAUGAUUCAAACCACCACAUUGAUUUCAUCACAGCUGCCAGCAACUUGCGUGCCGAAAAUUACAAAAUUGAGCUUGCCGACAGACAUAAGACAAAGUUCAUUGCUGGCAAGAUUAUUCCUGCUAUUGCAACAACAACUGCUCUUGCCACUGGAUUGGUAAUCCUGGAGUUCUACAAGAUCGUUGACGGCAAGGAUGACAUUGAACAAUACAAGAAUGGUUUCGUCAACUUGGCCUUACCUUUCUUUGGAUUCAGCGAGCCUAUCGCAAGUCCAAAAGCUACAUACAAGGGUCACACAGGAGAUGUCUCUAUUGACAAACUUUGGGAUAGAUUUGAGGUUGAAAACAUUACACUCAAAGAACUCAUCGAUGAUUUCUCACAGAACAAGGGUCUCGAGAUCAGUAUGUUAAGUUCAGGUGUCAGUCUCUUGUAUGCCAGCUUCUUUUCCAAGGCAAAGUUGGCGGAUCGCAUGAAUUUGAAGCUGAGCGAACUUGUUGAGCUCAUCUCUAAGAAGCCUAUUCCAAGUCAUCAAAAGACGGUAAUCUUCGAGAUUUGUGUUGAAGAUCAGAAUGAAGAAGAUGUAGAAGUUCCUUAUAUUAUGAUGAAGUUGGGCAAUUAA
This is a messenger RNA of Sclerotinia sclerotiorum 1980 UF-70, 3186 nucleotides long. RefSeq lists its product as hypothetical. The record is from RefSeq and is a predicted model, not a curated record. Gene Ontology annotation, cellular component: cytoplasm; SUMO activating enzyme complex. NCBI's taxonomy places the organism in Eukaryota, Fungi, Ascomycota, Leotiomycetes, Helotiales, Sclerotiniaceae. The transcript is spliced from 4 exons. Gene Ontology annotation, molecular function: SUMO activating enzyme activity. Bases 1 to 3186 code for a protein of 1061 amino acids. Gene Ontology annotation, biological process: protein sumoylation.